Messenger RNA from Adineta steineri, 1272 nucleotides. Lineage: Eukaryota; Metazoa; Rotifera; Eurotatoria; Adinetida; Adinetidae. The record is from the annotation of a GenBank genome assembly.
AUGUCUUUAUGCGAGAUUCAAAGUGGUCAAUUGACAGGUAGAAUUUAUUCGACAUCAAAAGGAAUCCAUCAUGCAUCAUCAGAUUCAAUAAAAACUAACAAACAUCAAAAACUAACUUUAUUCUCAUGGUUUCUUUCGAUUUUUAAAGAAAUUUUUUUACCUACUGGCUAUCCAAAUACAGUAUCGAAUGAUUAUCUCGCUUAUCAAAUAUGGGAUACUAUUCAAGCAUUUGCAUCAUCGAUUACAAAUGCUUUAGCAUUUAGUGCUAUCUUAGAAGGACUGGGUGUUGGUGAUGAAAAAGCAUCGAUUCUUUCAGCGACAUUUGUUUGGUUAAUUAAAGAUGGGGUUGGAAUGUUAGGAAGAAUAAUGUUUGCUUGGUUUCAUGGCACAGGCCUCGAUAGUAAUUUGAAAAUGUGGAGAUUCUAUGCAGAUAUUCUUAAUGAUUUAGCUACAUCCAUCGAUUUAAUUGCUCCAUUUUUUAAACAGUUCUUAUUACCUCUGAGUUGUUUAUCUAAUUUAUGUCGUUCUAUUGUUGGAGUAGCUGGUGGAUCAACACGAGCUGCAUUAACACAACAUCAAGCAAUAGCUCAUAAUAUGGGUGAUGUAUCUGCGAAAGAUGGUUCUCAAGAAACACUUGUCAAUCUUUUAGCAUUAUUUGUUAAUAUAGUUUUAUUACAUACAAUUAAACGUGAUCGAAUGUUAGUAUGGUGUCUUUAUUUUAUAUUAACAACACUUCAUUUAUAUGCUAAUUAUAAAGCAAUUCGUACAUUAAAAUUACGUACAUUUAAUUGGAAUCGUUUUGUAUUAUUAUGUGAAAAUUAUUUUCUUACAAAAGAAAUUCAAACUGUGGAAUAUAUUAAUCGAAAGGAACCAGUUCUUAGAGAAAUUCAUCGACCAAUAUCAUGUUAUGCUGGUAUUCGAUUAAAUGAAAGUCAAGCUCAAUCGAUUGAUCUUAAUCAAUUUAGUCAAAAUCAUUUUGCUAUUUUAUACAGUCGACUUUCAAAACAAUUCAAUGUCUGUUUAACUGAUAAUUGUGAUGAUACAGAUUUAAUAAAAUGUUAUUUUAUUCUUCAAUAUCUUACUGAUCUACAUCAUUUCGAUCAAUACUUAGUUAUGUCAUCGAAUAUCUGUUGGAUAAAUGUCGAUAAAUUACAAACAGCAAUAGUUCCUCUCUAUCAAGAUUUCUUAUCGAAAGCAAAAGUCAUGGGUUGGGAUAUAAGUCAAGCGAAAUUUUUAAUUGACAAUUAUAGAUAUAUGUCGAAACAAAGUUAA